Messenger RNA from Archocentrus centrarchus (flier cichlid), 1363 nucleotides. RefSeq lists its product as uncharacterized. The transcript has 6 exons. The coding region runs from base 89 to 1363 and encodes 424 amino acids. The record is from RefSeq and is a predicted model, not a curated record. NCBI's taxonomy places the organism in Eukaryota, Metazoa, Chordata, Actinopteri, Cichliformes, Cichlidae.
CCCCAACUUCCUCAACAUGACCGAAUAAGUGAAGCAGCCACUUCUUCUCUGGCCUCAGUCCUUGUGAAGUUUCUCUGCCCUGUUGGCCAUGGGGAAUGGAAAACAUCUGAUGCUCUUUGCAGUGUUGCCACUCCUGGUUAGAGGUCAGAAGCCACAAGUUUAUGCGACACCUGCAUUUAAAAGUUUCUUCAUUGGUGAUUCAGUUUACUUAACAUGUAAUACAACUGAGAACUCAGUGAUAUGGUACAAAAAUGACCAACAAAUUGACCAACUCAAGACUUGGAAUAUUAAAAUUAACUCGGCGGAAUCAGAGCGUUAUUACUGUGAGACCAGCGGGGGAAAGAGUGAUGUUUUUAGCAUCAAUGCCAAAGCAGCACCUGAUCCCCGUCCUAAACUCAGCAUUGAGACAGGCCGUUCUGUCAUGUGGGUCGGAGGUGCAGUUAUCCUGAAGCUUGAACAUGGGGAUCGUCUGCAGGGAUGGAAGUGCUGGGUAUGCAGGGAUGGGAGAAAGCCAAACAUGGUUCAACUGCGUUUAAAAGACACCGAUAACAGUAUCGCCUUUCAAACUGCGGACUUACAUGACUCUGAGACCAUUUACUGGUGUACGGAUGGGAAUCGAAAUCAGCGAAGUAACCAAAUCAUUCUAAGGACCUCAGGUAACUGGAACGUUGAAGAAGAGGGUGGGGUGAGGGUGGGUGUGUUGGUGGGACUGGUACUGGGGCUGGUGGGGCUGGUGUUAGUGCUGGUGGGGGGGCUGUUGAUAAGGCGUAAGAGAACUGCCACAGGGCUCUAUGAGGAAGUGGCGAUGAAAUCACGAAAGCAAGGCGAUGACAAGUAUGAAACUCUGCAGAAGGCAUCUGGGAGGGAGCGAGAAUAUGACACCCUCAAUCCAGGAGCAUCAGGCAGCCAGGCGAAAAGCGGUGAAUAUGAAGCACUGAAGAAAGAGGGAAUGAAGGAGGGGGUGUACCACACUCUAGGGGUGGAAGGUGCAGCAGGAGGAGAGGGGGGAUAUGAAGCGCUGAAGAAAGAGGGAAUGAAGGAGGGGGAAUACCACACUCUAGGGGUGGCAGGUGCAGCAGGAGGAGAGGGGGGAUAUGAAGCACUGAAGAAAGAGGGAAUGAAGGAGGGGGAAUACCACACUCUAGGGGUGGCAGGUGCAGCAGGAGGAGAGGGGGGAUAUGAAGCACUGAAGAAAGCGGGAAUGAAGGAGGGGGAAUACCACACUAUAGGGGUGGCAGGUGCAGCAGGAGGAGAGGGGGGAUAUGAAGCACUGAAGAAAGCGGGAAUGAAGGAGGGGAUAUACCACACUUUAAGUGUGGAAGGUGCAGCAGGAGGAGAGGGGGUAAUAGCAGAGUCACAGUAA